This is a messenger RNA of Camellia sinensis, 1907 nucleotides long. Lineage: Eukaryota; Viridiplantae; Streptophyta; Magnoliopsida; Ericales; Theaceae. The record is from RefSeq and is a predicted model, not a curated record.
AUCUGACUAUAUGUUUUGUUUUUUUUCCGUCAACAUUGUAACACAUGCUGUAGAUUCAGGAUGAACAUUUGUGAAUGUAUAAUGCAUGUGUUAACUUUUGUAAACGAACUCUGAUGAAUGAAAGUGUAUCAUUUCUGUUAUUCUUCUGCUUUAAGGAUUUGAUUUACUGUAAUAAUUUGGGGGCGUUACAACCAAAACUUUAGAGGAGUUAAAGGGUUGAAUUUGAUGUUAUAUGUUUCUUCUUUGAGAUUUUGUAAAUUUUUCUCAGGGUUUACAAUAGGACAUAGUCAAUUGUUUUGUUUGUUUAUUUAUUAAAUUAUUAUAGUCAUGAAUUAAUGUGAUUUUGGUGCUUGCUCUGCUGCUGUGAGCUUUUGGUGCUUCCUGUUGAUUGUGUUCUGUGAGUUGAUCAAGAUUAGGACUGCUUUGGAUCAAUUGAUCAAAUGGAUGUUGAUGACCCUGGUAAUCCAGAAAAGAACUCUGGAUCUGUUCCAUAUUCUAAGAAUGUUGUUAGAACUUUUAACUUAGAGAAAUCCAAGGUAAAAAACAAACUUUAUGUAGGAUCUCAAGCCUUGGGAUUCCGCCGGGAUCAUAUGGAGGUGCUGUCACCCAUAAAAGAUGGAGUUGUGGUUGACUGGGAUAUAGUUGAUAGCAUCUGGGACCAUGUCUUCAGGGAAUGUCUACUGGUUGAUCCCAAAGAACAUCCAAUGCUACUAGCUGAACCAUCUUCAAACAGUCAGCAACAAAGAGAAAAGACAGCAGAGCUUAUGUUUGAAAAAUACAAAGUUCCUGCCCUAUUUUUGGCCAAGAAUGCUGUUCUCACAUCUUUUGCAUCUGGACGGGCUACCUUUUUGGUUGUUGACAGGUUUUUCGAUUUAGACUUGGUUCAUUACUUGUGUAGCUUUUGUUUUCAGGGCAAGUGGUUGUUGAGCAAUGUUCUUUUGUUCUUUUCAAUUAUUUAGCCAUUAUGGACUGAACAACAACAACAAAUAGUGCCCUAAACCUAGUUGAAUGUGCCAAAUCACUUUAUAGGGGGAAACAAAAUUGUUUAUGUAAUUAAUACUCUAUGUAACUGUGAGUUCUGAAUCUGCUUUUGCAGUUCUGAGAUUUAUUUCUUUUUUCCUAAUAUUGAUUGGUUGCUGAAAUUGACACUAAUCAGUUGUAUUUCCAUGACUACUAACUGAUUCAGUGGUGGUGGCUCAACUACCAUCGCCCCUGCACAUGAUGGUUAUGUUCUCCAAAAGGUAUUCCUCGUGAACAAGUGAAAAGAUGACAUUGUGUUUAUCUUGUUAAAUUUUUUAUUAUGUUCCAAACUUAAUUCUACAUCUUAAAAGUCAAACUCAUAUUUUCUAAAAGUUUCUAAUCAGUUCAUAUGUCAGCUAUCUGUUAUCUUCAUCACUGCGUGGAUACCUGUAUAAGUCAUCACACAUUAUAAAACAUAUUUCAUAGUUAUUUUUGUUUUUUGGCACCAUUGAUUCAGGUGGAAAUUUGAAUUAUUAUUGAAUUUGUGAUCUGUAAUUUACUUUGUUAAUGUGGAGAGUUUUGAGAAGGGAUGCAUGUCAUUGUCAUGAUAUCACUAUUUAAAUAUGUGUUCAUUAAAGGCACCUAAAAGUGUGCAACCUAUGUAUACCAAGUGCACCAAUCUAAAGUCAAUAAAACUAGGAUUAACUCUUUUUUUGUUUUUUUUUUUUAUCGGCAAUAAACUAAUGUUAACUACAAAAUGUACUAAAGAAAAAGAAUAUUUUCAAGACUUGUAACCGAACAUUUGCAGUAAUGAGGUCUUCAAACAAGAAUAACACACAUUUGUUGGAAAAGGAUACACAGCUUUUGAAGAACAUUUACGCUGUGUUUGGUUGGAGGAUUUGAGGAGAGAUUUAGAAAGGAAAAGGGAAAGGGAAAAAUUAGGUGAA